AGCAACUUGAGGUUUAACUUGGUGACAGCUUCAAUAAAAUAGAAGAAAAACCUAAUYAUCUCACCAUACAAAUAAAUUUUMAUCUUGGAGACUACUGGAUUGAGCGAAAAGGAAAGCAAACCUACAGUAUCUGCAUGUUUCUUCAUUUUCUUUGGAUGUCAUCGCAGUUAUCAACGCUUCUUGAGCGUGCUUGGUGAUGAACAAAUGUUGAAAAGACAACAAAGAAUUUCAUGAAAAACGKUAAGUUUGCUCAGUUCACUGACUUCAAGUAAGGAGGUAUGCAAAGAACAAACCGUCCACAGCGUCAUUCAGUUGCAAGCUUUCCCUUCAUYGUAACUCCAGAGAMUUCCGAAGUUAUAAACAAACCGAGUUUUUUGGAGCUUUUAAAUCCAAAACGAGAGGACGUAGCUUGUAAAGGACAAACAGCUAAGCUACAUGAACGAGCCGGUGGAAAUAAGUCACCGGAAUCGUCUCGCAGAAUCUCUCUGUCUUACAAACCAUACCUAGAGGCCGGCGGCGCUGSUGAAACUCCAGCAAGACGAUAUUCCACCUCAAGCAUCAGCUCACGAYUAUUUUACUCAAGAAACGAAAARCCUGUACAAGAUGAUAAUGAAUACAAGUCCAGUACACAGUCUUUAACUACCGAAGACARCAGUUUCAACGCCAAAGGAAGUAAAAUUCUCGAAGAUUCAAAUAAAUUGCCGAAGAUUGUAUUGACGGCUCCCGAUCAGAAACCAGAAAAGAAUAAGAAGAAAAGAAAAAAGAAAAAAGUUGAGAAGGAAUUGAAAUCUACUGAAAUCGAUUUGAAUGAGGAUAUUGGAGUUGAGAUGAGCCUUGAUAAAGAUGAUGYUGUUGUGRUUCCUGAAAUUCCUACUGUACCCAGUAGYAUCAAUAGCAAUGAUAAUAGCGACGAAGAUGACAGCAAAGAUUGGAAAUAUAAAUUAGAAUCACAAUAUUUUCAAUUAGGAUGGGAUACCACGAAAGCUUUUACAUAUUCUUAUUUUCCAAAACUUAAAAAAGAACGAAAAAAUGGAAAAGAGAGAAAGAACAUGAAAAUCGAGAAGAAAGCAGCGUCUACGCAUUUCCACGUCCAGACGUCAUGACACACGAAGACCUCAGACAAACGAAACCACAUCCAUCAGUCAGUCAGUGAUGUAAAAUAGGUACAAAUGAAAAUAACGGACAUCCAAGGUGUACACGUUUCCGUCUUCGCCGACAUUUAUAUACUCAUCUUGGUCACGUUAGCCGCCAUGACGGUGUUCAUUUCAUAUUCAAAUGCAUGCAAAUUAGCCAUGCGGUCUUACAAAAAAUAAACCACAAAUGUCACAGUUAACAUUCCCUUACUGACAAACAAGACAACCAAUAAAUCGAUGUUUCAGUA
Molecule: messenger RNA, 1381 nt
Organism: Exaiptasia diaphana
Lineage: Eukaryota; Metazoa; Cnidaria; Anthozoa; Actiniaria; Aiptasiidae
Exons: 4
Coding region: 279-1103 (274 amino acids)
Source: RefSeq, a predicted model, not a curated record